AAUUUAUUUAAUCUUAUUAAAUAAAAUUUAAAAUUUUAUUUAAUUAUUCAGAAGUAUGUUAGGUGAGGCCACGUAAUAAAAGCAUUCGGUGCCCGGGAGUCGGGGACGCAGGGAGUAUACUACUAUACAAACCCACACAUAAAUUCGAGUUUUAGUUGAGCAGAAUGGCAGGAGUGGUGGAAGAAGAAGAGGAGUUUUACUUGAGAUACUACGUAGGUCACAAAGGCAAGUUCGGUCACGAGUUUUUGGAAUUCGAGUUCAGACCCGAUGGCAAACUCAGAUAUGCAAACAAUUCCAAUUACAAGAAUGACACUAUGAUUCGUAAGGAGGUCUUUCUUACGCCUUCUGUGCUCAGAGAGUGUCGUCGCAUCAUUUCCCAGAGUGAGAUCAUGAAGGAAGAUGAUAGCAGUUGGCCAGAACCUGACCGCGUUGGUAGGCAAGAACUUGAAAUUGUUAUGGGUAACGAGCAUAUCUCCUUUACUACAUCAAAAAUUGGGUCGCUCAUGGAUGUUCAGACCAGUAAGGAUCCUGAAGGGCUUCGUAUUUUCUACUAUCUUGUUCAGGAUCUGAAGUGCUUUGUAUUCUCACUCAUUUCUUUACACUUCAAAAUCAAACCUAUAUAAAGAUCAAAGCACCUGCUACUUAUGACAGUUAUAUUAGAGAGCCUGUUAAGCAAGGACUAGCAGUCUGCUUUCCCCUUUUUAAGUUUUCUAAUUGUAUUUUCUCAUCAGCUAUGUUAAUGGUCAUUUGUAUCUUUGGACUAGAGAUUACAGAUUGUACAAUUGAUCGGGUUUGAAUUUGAGUCUCUAUUUUCUUUAUGUAUUAUUGUUGACAUGACAAUAUGACAAACUAUCUACUGAUCUACCAACACUUAUUGAGAUUUUAGUACAUAUAAGUUUCUUGUUGGUGAUGCUGUCUUAA
Molecule: messenger RNA, 921 nt
Organism: Daucus carota subsp. sativus
Lineage: Eukaryota; Viridiplantae; Streptophyta; Magnoliopsida; Apiales; Apiaceae
Product: protein mago nashi homolog
Exons: 3
Coding region: 165-623 (152 amino acids)
Biological process (GO): RNA splicing
Cellular component (GO): nucleus; exon-exon junction complex
Source: RefSeq, a predicted model, not a curated record